AUGGGUUUUUCACCCGGCCCACGAGGGCGCGGUUUUCCUGUAUACGGCGUAGGAAUAAUAAUAAAACUCCCAGGGCGUCUGAAGCGUAUACCUGACGGAGAGCUCGGAAUUAGAAACCAGUACAUUACGUGGCAAGAAGCCGUGUUUCCCGACGAGAUACUGAAGAGGACGGUGGCACAAAACGGAGGCAAGAUGAACGAUUUACAUAUCGCUCCUGAACAAGGGGAUUUGAAUAUUAUGUACGACGAUGCUGCGAUUUCUUCCUAUCACAUUUUUGCCAAAGCAAAGGCAGCUGGAAAAAUCCCAACGAAUAUUCGCUUUCAAGUAUCCCUACCGUCGCCAAUCGAGGUUCCGGUGGCUUUCGUUCGUGAAAGUCACCAAUCAAAAGCAACUGAGCUAUACGAGCGGCACUUAAAGUUGGCUUUGGAGCGAAUUCAACAUACAGUUCCGCAUGGCGAACUGGCCAUUCAGUGGGACGUCGCCAUUACGAUUGCACUACUCGAGUCGAAGCGCGGGAGACUUGCGGCCGCCGUAGGACCCAAGCAUUUUGUGGAGCCAGAAGAUAUGGGCUUAAUGGUCCAAGUAGCAACCAAACUUGUUCGAGAGGUCCGCAAAGUCCACGACAUUGCCUGGAUCCAUAUGCCGGUUCCCAGGGAUAGGACAGAUGAGGAUUAUUUCGCUCCGUUAAAGAAACUUGAUUUACCCGAAACUACAGAGUUAUUCUUGGGAGUUCUGCACCCAGAUGGCUUGGAAAACACUCAGAAGAGAAUUGCGUCGGCUUACAAAGCUAGUGCUAAGCAAUUUGGAGUGGCAACGGAAUGUGGUUUGGUUAGAACAGAUCCUCGUGAAGGGAACUAUCUUCUAGAUCUAACUGCCGGCGUCUCUAUCCAGUGGUAGUAAAAGGAGAAAUGGGCGCGAGAUAAUUUUGUUCUCUUUUCCUUGAAGCUCGUUAUUUCC
This is a messenger RNA of Parathielavia appendiculata, 957 nucleotides long. RefSeq lists its product as uncharacterized. The transcript has 4 exons. NCBI's taxonomy places the organism in Eukaryota, Fungi, Ascomycota, Sordariomycetes, Sordariales, Chaetomiaceae. The record is from RefSeq and is a predicted model, not a curated record. Bases 1 to 897 code for a protein of 298 amino acids.